GGAAGAUGUUCAUAUUGUUCGCUGUUCAAGCUGGCACAACGAUGGCAUGCGAAUCCUACAAAGCUCUGCGCGCUUGGCGUGCUCCCACAUGAGACUUUUCGUCCUGCAGUCAGUCAAACUAAUUGCGUAUUACGCGUGGCCGUGAGAUUGUCUGCCGAGGAACGCUCCAAUUGACCGAUGAGAAACGAAGCUCUGGACGGCCCAAGAAUGGAGCAUUGGAACACUCAUGACGCAUGUGCCAAGGCGCCCUCUUCGACAUCACCUCACACACGAGCGUAUUUCAGGUCCGUCCUGACUGGCUUGACACGAUAACAUUGCGAAGAACGAAGAAGGAAGGUACACGCAACGACGAGGUUGUUGUCAUGAUGACUUGGAGUCAGUGGCCCAGAAUCGCGGUGCAUCCCCUUCUACCAAAUACAUACCAGAAACACUGAGAUUGGAUUGAAAAUCGCGACAAGAUGCGCAUCUCUGCCCACUUAGCUCGAUGGCGAGGCUGUGCAACCCAACUUGGCGCUCCCGAUUGGAGCAUGCAGAUGCAGGCCCAGCUCAUGGCCCUGACUGCCAAUUUUUAGCUUGAUGACAACUCGAGCACCUCUGCACCCAAACCAUACCCCGGCCUACGGUAGGAAAGAAUGAUGCUGCCUGAUGCCACAGACUUUAAGAGUCCGUGACUCGGGCUGCCAGUCGAUGGGGGAUGGGCCAGAGCGAUCGGAAGCCUCCAGCGCGCGAAGAAUCUUCCGCACGCCUUCACGCGCAAGGGCAAGAAAGCAUUUGUGGCACUACUACUAUGGCGUGGACGUCUCAAUGGACCGCGACUAGCCGAGGACGAGUAAGAACUUGCACAUCCUGCCGACAGACAAAAGUACGCCCCUGGCCUGGUCUCUUCAACUUAGGUGGCAGCGCGGCUUACGGUGCGAACAAGGUUCGAUGUGAUGCUGCGGCAAGGUUUCCGGCUGCCUGUUCCAGGUGCGAGUUGAAUGGACUCUCCUGCAGGAUCGACUCGAAUUUCAGACGGGUCAAUGUCGGACUGUAUGGGUCUUGUUCGUGGGGGAGAAGAUUCCAAGGACCUGUACUAACAUGGACGGACGGGUGAUUCUAGUCGGCAAGCAGAGAUGGCGAGGCAAGACAACGGCGUGCUCAACGACAUCGCGCAUUCGGCGCCAGAAUCCUUGUCUGCAUUUUCUUCCGAGACUAUGCCGGACGAUGCGAGCGAUGCGCACUCAGACGUCUCCAUUGGCGCAGAUUGGUUGCAGCUGUCUGACGCGGCAACCGGACAGCAUUUGAGCUGGUACCUGGGCGAUGUUGUGCUUGGCUACCGCAAUGUCUCGGAGCUGCUCAGUUUGUGAGUUGCUCAAGAACACCGAGAACGGCGCAGAAACGAAAUUGAUGCACAGUAAACAGCUACGCACACCACUACCACCCGCACUUGCCCAUGCUCGACAGAGUUACAUCUGUGGCAGACUUUCACGACUCCAAUGUCUUCCUGUUCUGGACGGUGCUGCGUGUUGCGUCUUAUCGACAUCCCACAUUCAAUCAUGUGUUCCAACUGACCUCACAGCCCUAUGAGCAGUUGCUGACGACGCACCUCCUCUCCCCCAUCCGAGACUUCAGAACGAUCCAGGCUAUUCUCAUAUUCUGUCACUGGCCCAAUACAGGAUCACACCAGAGCCGAGACCCAAGCUGGCAAUAUUGCGGCAUUGCCAUGAAUGCGGCGUUGCAGAUGGGCCUGGAUCAGCGACAGCCGGAAAUGCUGUAUCCCGGGAUCGGCGGAACGACCAACGUCCAUCAGAUGAGCGUGUUCUCGCGGCGGAUGACCUGGCUAACCUGCUUCAACACCAGCACAAGUCUUAGUGUCUGGCUUGGGAUACGGCCACACCUCUCAUCGCCUUCACAGCUGAACGCGACUUCAUCAAUGGCAAAAGAGCCAAACGUCCCGCGGUCCUUCCUGGUGCAGGUUGAAAUCCAACGUCAAGUCGUGCAGUAUUCCAAUGCACUUUCCGGCUACGUCGACAGCGGCACAUGCUGCACACUCCAGAACCUGUUCAACAACGAACUCGACACUCUGUGCUCAGCCUACGGGGACGUUUGGUCUCCGAGGCUGGAGAUCCAGCACCUCGGCGCCAAACUAUACCUUCUCUCGCUGUGUCUCACCGUUACAUCCCGAAGGCGGAGUCGUCCCGGAGACCUCGACAGGACCUACGCCACGGACUUGGCUCGAGUGUCCAUCCAACUCGGCCUCCCUUCAGCGGUGUCCUUGAUCCACACCAUCUCCCAACUGAACAGAGAGUCUGCGACGCCAGGACAUCGACAGGGCUUGGUCGUCCACUAUCCGAAGUUCUACUUCCGACUCGUCGUGUUCGCCGUGGUCUUUCUGAUGAAAUUCCUCCGCGCCGCGCCGGGAGCCGCGCGGGAAGACCGAGAACUGGCCUCCUCCCACAUCGCCACGGCGCACCGGCUCUUCGCGAGCUUUGGCCCCGCGCGGGAUUUCGUCCGGGUCGCCGAGGUGAUGGCGGACAUGGCGCGGAAUCUCGGGGUCGACGACGCGCCGCGGGACAGUGCGGAUGCGGUCGAGACCAGACUGGGUGCGUCGCUGCUGUACGACACCAUGGGCAGACUGAGGGGUUCCUCGAGACGAUCGGGCGAAAGCGACGACGGGUCUGCUCCCUCGGCAGCAUCCGCCGGUAUCGAGGCCAGGGGGUCCGAUGAUGCUGGAACCGUCCUGCACAAUGCCGCAGAGAUGGACUUUUCCCUUUGGUGUUCGCCGGGCACUAGCAGCAACGCCGUGUCAGAGCCGCAGCCGAAUCUGGAGGAUGGACUUGACUGUUUUCGCUGGAUGUCAGACGACAUGCUCGCCGAGAUGCUGAAUUUGUAAGCUCGCGGUAUCGGUGUCUCAGAGACGAAGGAGCAGGAUUGGUACAGUGUAAGUGCAUGGGUUUAGGGCCCCAGCGAGGUAAAUCUUGUAACUUUGGCAUUUUCCACCAACACCAUGUCCUGUCAGGUGUGUGAUUUGAUCCCGCAUCUAUGAAAACAAAUUGGUAUCUCAAGAUCUGUUUUACCCAGGUAACGCCGUUCAUGAUCAU
Cladophialophora immunda is the source of this 3080-nucleotide messenger RNA. RefSeq lists its product as uncharacterized. Gene Ontology annotation, cellular component: nucleus. The transcript has 2 exons. Gene Ontology annotation, biological process: regulation of DNA-templated transcription; DNA-templated transcription. Gene Ontology annotation, molecular function: transcription cis-regulatory region binding; DNA-binding transcription factor activity, RNA polymerase II-specific; zinc ion binding. The record is from RefSeq and is a predicted model, not a curated record. Lineage: Eukaryota; Fungi; Ascomycota; Eurotiomycetes; Chaetothyriales; Herpotrichiellaceae. Bases 1433 to 2872 code for a protein of 479 amino acids.